GUCUUCAAGUUUAGGACAUAAUUUAGCCUCGAACGGAGCAGAGGAUAUUAUCACCACGGAUAGUCCCCACCGCCACUGCAAACAUGGUUGAGAGAUUUGUUGGAACGUGGAAAAUGGUUACGAGUGACAACUUUGAUGAGUACAUGAAAGCGUUGGGUGUGGGCUUCGCCACCCGUCAGGUAGGAAACAGGACCAAGCCAAGCCUUAUCGUCGCUAUGGAUGACCAAGGGAUGAUCUCCAUGAAGUCACAAAGCACUUUCAAAACGACCGAAAUUAAGUUUAAACUGAAUGAAGAGUUCGAUGAGACCACCGCCGACGACAGAAAGACCAAGACGGUAGUAACUCUUGAAAACAGCAAACUCGUCCAGAAACAGAUGUGGGACGGCAAAGAGACGACAGUAGAGAGAGAGGUGACCGAUGGAAAGUUGAUCGCGAAAUGUGUGAUGGGAGACGUGGUGGCGGUGAGGACGUAUGUGAAGGAGGCGUGAGUCCGUGGUUGCCCGCGGGAUGGAACACGCAGGGCUCAGUUCAAUGAGUCAGAAGUGCCCGCGAGAUUUCCUCGUUUUCCUCGUCUGCCUCUUUGUAACACCAAGACAACACUAUACUUUGUUUUGCAAGCUUAUUGAAUUGACUAUAUUGAUCAUUAUAGACAUUUGAAUAAAAAUUUAAUUUUUUGCCUGA
Messenger RNA from Alosa alosa (allis shad), 681 nucleotides. Its product is annotated as fatty acid-binding protein, heart-like. Bases 84 to 488 code for a protein of 134 amino acids. Gene Ontology annotation, molecular function: fatty acid binding. Gene Ontology annotation, biological process: fatty acid transport. The record is from RefSeq and is a predicted model, not a curated record. NCBI's taxonomy places the organism in Eukaryota, Metazoa, Chordata, Actinopteri, Clupeiformes, Clupeidae. Gene Ontology annotation, cellular component: nucleus; cytosol. The transcript has 4 exons.